Messenger RNA from Paramuricea clavata, 2246 nucleotides. The record is from the annotation of a GenBank genome assembly. Lineage: Eukaryota; Metazoa; Cnidaria; Anthozoa; Malacalcyonacea; Plexauridae.
AUGAUUGGCAAAGGUCAUGCUGGUGCAUCAAAGGUUUGCUCUGUCAUGAACAUGCCACCACCACCUAGACCAAAGUCUUUCGGGAAGUCAUCUUGUGUCAUUACUAAGCAUGCAAACACAGUUGCUAAGAAGAGCAUGAGAGCAGCUACAAAAGAAGUGUGUGUUUUGCAACAAAGUGAAGAUGUUGAUGGAACAAAUCCUGUAAACUGUGGUAUUUGAUGUGACGGUACCUGGCAACGAAGGGGACAUUCAUCAUGUAACGGGCGUGUUACGAUUAUGUCGAUGGAUAGCGGGAAAGUUCUUGAUGUUGAGACACUGAGUCACUAACUGCAUUUUGCAAAAGAGGCAAUCAUUGAACUUUUAAAUCUACUGGAUAUUACUCCUGGCAAGUAUACAUAAGUGGCUUGUCAACUUGAAGACAAGUUGAGAGUUUUGCAUGCAGAACACAAAUCCACGCCCGAAGUUAAGAAGAGGCGUAAAGUGAUGAGAGGACUGAAAAAGCAAAAGUAUGACAAAAACAAACAGGGGGAGGGAGUAAAGUAUGGUGCUGGAGAGUUCUAUUGACUUUUAGGGACAUGAAGUGUUUUUGGUAACCAAUUACAUAGUAUGAAAAGUUUAAACUGUAUUUUCUCCAAUAAACGACUUUUGCAAGGUUUGUAAUCUGCCAACAGUGAUAUCUCAAAAACAAUUUAACAGAUUUGGCUAAAAUUUUCAGAGGAUGUUUACUUCAUCAAAAGCUAUGCAAUGAACUAGAAUGAAGUCAUUAGGUCAAAUAUUUUUUGUGCUAUAAGCAAAAAUUCAUGCUGAUCAUGACUAAAUUUCAGGCACAUAUAUUGUUUCAUUCAGAACUUAGAAACUAUUCACCUGAUUUAAAAUCUUUUAGUUCAUUGCAUUGGUCUGGUAGUGCUUAUUAUUUUCCCAAAGUUUCAUAGACAAAUCUUAAUUUGCUUUCAAGUUAUCAUCGUUGGCGCAAUGGUCCGCUGCAAGGCGUUUCGACCUGUUAUCUUGGUAACCAUGGCAACAGUAUAUGUCGGACUCACAUAAAUGUAAAUACUUUUCAAUGGGCUUUUAUAAUAUACCAUUUAAACUUUAUUUCUAGUUUUAAAUAUAAAAAAAAUAUUUUGAGGGUCAUUCCACUUAAUUAAUUAAUAUACAAUAUUUAUAUCUCAUUUGACGGAAUGUUUUACAUAUUUGUAUACGACGGAUUACAAAAAAACGUUUGGUUGAAGUCGGCUUACAAAAUGGCCGCCAGUCUACAGACCUGCCAAGUCUCACGAUUUUUGAUGCUUUCCCACGUUUAAGUCCUCAAAUCUCUCGAUUUUCGGCAAAAUCUCUGCUAAAACCAUAAGUGAUUCCAAACACCCGUGGAAAAAUGAAAUAUGCUAUUAUUUCGUGAGACUUGGCACUGGAAGCUACUGAAGCCAUAAGAAAAAAACAGUCUAUUUUUAAUAUAAGCCUUGCAUUACAGUUAUAUUAACAAAAUAUAAAUGCAUACUAUCCCCAAGAUUGAUUAUCUAUUGAUUAUUUUCUAGUGUUGUUAAAGUUAACCCUGUCCCUGGUCAUAUUAUUAAUGAGCAAACCUUUCCUGGCACAGAAAGCAAGCCUUUCCUGGCACAGAAGUUAAGCGAAAAGGAUCCUAUGAUAACAGAUUGUUAAUAUAUCAAGGUAUUGGCCACAAGUCUUAUUUACAUCCAGGGUCAGUAUCAACACAUGGUGACUUCGAUGAAUGUCCAGAGAUAGAUAAUAUCAGGAAACUUAUUAGCGCAACUCGAACAGAGGUAACUUCCAUUAAUGCCAAAAUCGAUGAACAUCUGUCAUGUGAAGAUAUAAAAAGGGAUAUUGUAAAAACGCUUAUGUGUAAACAAGUGAGUUUGCAAAAUAGAGUCGAGGAAUUGUAUAAUAUUCUUACAGGGCUUUUCCAGAAGGAAGCUACACGGCUGUCAGCACAGCAGUCACAUUGUGUCUCGCUCCACAGUGAAGAAGCAAGGAAGCUAAAUGAAGAAUUGGAUAAAUUUAUUCAAAUCUUGAAUUUUAAUAUUGAGUCAAGAAGUGACUUUACUGGCAUGAUUGCUGGACUAACCGAUAAUGUCAAAGAGAGUUGUCCUCCUUUAUUUGACAUUUUAGAAGCAAUUUCGCUGCACAAGGAUGGCAGACCUGUGUCAAACAUGCGUGUUAAGAGUGCUGUUCAUGCGAUUGCAAUUUUGGUAAGCUUGAAAAAUCAAAAAAUCAAGAACGACUUUAAUUAA